CUUGGGAAGGUUCAGUUAAAUUAUAAGGUACUGUGGAGAACUCUGAAUCUGAAAUUCUGAAUCCAAAUCGGAAUCUGAAGCUAUGAGACGAAUAAUAAUUUAUGAUUUGUAUUGUUAAUUACUUGUAAGAGCAAAGAGUAAACGCAGAAACCCUAGAAUGCGAAUUUGAAUUGAAUAGAGAGGUUUGGAAGCAAAAUGGGGAAGCAUUCGCAGGCAUGGUUGGCAAUGAGGAAGAAGAGAUGGCCGUUAAUGCUAGUGGCACUCUUGUCCCUCUCCACCGUCACCGUUCUCUUCAUACGAACCACUUCCGAUUCGUGCAACGGUAACUCCCCGCCUCAGGCUCAGGCUCAGGCUCAGGUUCGGCAUUUGGAAGAACCUCAGGCUCCGAUUUGGUCAUCGUCGCAACCAAAUCCUCUUGAAUUCAUGAAGUCGAAGCUUGUUCUGAUGGUUUCUCACGAGCUUUCUCUCUCCGGUGGACCUCUUUUGCUUAUGGAAUUGGCUUUUCUGUUACGCGCCGUUGGAUCCGACGUCGUUUGGAUCACUAAUCAGAAACCUCCUCAACCCGACGAAAUCAUCUACAGUUUGGAGAACAAGAUGUUGGACAGAGGAGUACAGGUGUUGCCUGCGAAAGGCGAAAGGGCUGUGGAAACGGCUCUAAAGGCUGAUUUGGUAAUUCUGAAUACUGCUGUGGCCGGGAAGUGGCUUAAUGCAGUUCUCAAGGAAAGAAUUUCGGAGGUUCUUCCAAAGGUUUUGUGGUGGAUUCAUGAAAUGCGAGGGCAUUAUUUCAAAGUGGAAUAUGUUAAGCACCUCCCUUUUGUUGCAGGUGCAAUGAUCGAUUCACAUACGACUGCUGAAUACUGGAAGAAUAGGACUAGGGAGCGGUUAGGGAUUAAAAUGCCUCAAAUUUAUGUAGUGCAUCUUGGGAAUAGCAAGGAACUUAUGGAAGUUGCAGAAGAUAGUGUGGCAAAGAGAGUUCUUCGAGAGCAUGUUCGGCAAUCUCUUGGAGUGAGAAAUGAUGAUCUACUCUUUGCCGUCAUAAAUAGUGUUUCACGUGGUAAAGGGCAGGAUCUUUUUCUUCGGUCCUUUCAUGAAAGUUUGCUCCUCAUCCAGGAGAAGAAACUUCAGGUGCCAUCUUUGCAUGCUGUAGUUGUAGGGAGUGAUAUGAAUGCUCAGACAAAGUUUGAAAUGGAGUUACGUAAAUUUGUGGCGGAGAAAAAAAUCCAGGAUCGUGUUCACUUUGUAAACAAAACCCUAGCGGUGGCUCCUUACCUGGCUUCUAUUGAUGUUCUUGUUCAGAAUUCUCAGGCACGGGGAGAAUGUUUUGGGAGGAUAACCAUUGAAGCAAUGGCAUUUCGCUUGCCUGUACUUGGAACUGCAGCUGGGGGCACCAUGGAGAUUGUGGUAAAUAGGACAACUGGUUUGCUGCAUCCCGUUGGAAAAGAAGGUGUGACACCUCUUGCAAAUAACAUUGUGAAUUUGGCAACUCAUGUUGAGAGGAGGCUGACUAUGGGUAAGAAAGGAUACGAGAGAGUGAAGGAUAGGUUUCUGGAACCCCAUAUGGCACAUAGAAUCGCAUUGGUUUUGAAGGAAGUGUUGCGGAAGGGUGGCCAUAAUUAAAUUAACCAGCUUAGGUGCUUCGCUGUUCUGAAACUGUAAAUUAAUUCUACAGGGGAAAAGAGAAUUUCUUGGUGUGGUCACUUGUAUACUUGAUGUCAUAUGUACCAUUUGUUGUGGGAAAUUGGUGGAUGUAUAGGGUUGUGAUGUGAUUAUUUUCCUCGCUUUGGACGCUUCCUGUCUUGACGAACAGUAGUACUUUUUUAGGUAGUGUCUGAGUGUGACAGGCAGUAGCAUCCAAAUACAGAACUGAAACCUUUUUUCUUUGGACGGGUGAAAUUUUUCAUCUUGUCUGACGGAUAUAUAGAUUGAAUAGAGUGCAUAGUGCAAG
Messenger RNA from Abrus precatorius (Indian licorice), 1945 nucleotides. RefSeq lists its product as uncharacterized. Gene Ontology annotation, molecular function: glycosyltransferase activity. The transcript has 6 exons. The record is from RefSeq and is a predicted model, not a curated record. Bases 196 to 1617 code for a protein of 473 amino acids. Lineage: Eukaryota; Viridiplantae; Streptophyta; Magnoliopsida; Fabales; Fabaceae.